Messenger RNA from Cantharellus anzutake, 394 nucleotides. RefSeq lists its product as uncharacterized. The transcript is spliced from 3 exons. The record is from RefSeq and is a predicted model, not a curated record. NCBI's taxonomy places the organism in Eukaryota, Fungi, Basidiomycota, Agaricomycetes, Cantharellales, Hydnaceae. The coding region runs from base 46 to 393 and encodes 115 amino acids.
CUCGAGCACCCUCACUCAACCUCAGACAAGCAUCCUUGGCCACUCAUGUCCACCCAGGAAGGUCUCAACCAUAAGCGCAGUAUCCAGGACACUCCAGCCGACCUUACCAAAAUGCAAGUUGGGGGUGAGGCCGAAAUGGGGGAGAUCAUGAGACACCUCGAUGCGCUGCAAGACAUUUUCAGCGAUACAAAGAAGCUGACAAUUCCGUUUUCUUCGGUACAGCAAUCCGACCUCGAGAAAAUGGGACUGGAGCGGAAGGUUUUCCGACUCGAUAGAGCUGCACUGGAGGCACGCAUUGAAAAGUCUGAUAUCGAAGUGAAAUACAUAGAUGCUCUCUGCUUGCAGAUCAGCCGAAUCCGACGUUCGACCAGCAAGAGAGUAAGUCCAACCUAGU